This is a messenger RNA of Cucurbita maxima (winter squash), 1094 nucleotides long. RefSeq names its product chaperonin-like RbcX protein 2, chloroplastic. Gene Ontology annotation, biological process: ribulose bisphosphate carboxylase complex assembly. Gene Ontology annotation, molecular function: protein folding chaperone. The record is from RefSeq and is a predicted model, not a curated record. The coding region runs from base 219 to 869 and encodes 216 amino acids. NCBI's taxonomy places the organism in Eukaryota, Viridiplantae, Streptophyta, Magnoliopsida, Cucurbitales, Cucurbitaceae. The transcript is spliced from 5 exons.
AACAACAAAAUCAUGGACAAUUCCAAAUUGAAUACUCAAAGUUUCAGUUUCUCACGGUCGGUUAAUCUUUGACCCAAUCCCAUGUUCUCCGAAGCCGAAGCCUUUUCCCCACCCAUUUCCACUUCUUAUAUUCUAUUGCUUCUAUUUUCAACUGCUUUAGUACCACUUCCUAAAUCCUGCUUCUCUCAACGAUUGUGAUCUUCGAGUCUUUUUUUAGAAUGGUGGGAGCUUUGUUUGCUGUGGGUGCGCCGGUGAUCGACUCGCGGCCGUGCCCAUGUUUGUGUUUGGACUCAUCGCCGGUUACCAAUACGAGUCUCAGAAGUCGUGGGGAUUUGGUUUUGCCUAGGAGAUCUAAGGCUAAGAGUCAUUUAGCCGUGUCUCGGUUGGUGGAUUUGAGAAGUUCGUUUGUCAACUCCGACAGCGAGUGGCAGCUCUCGGCCACCGGCCACCGGCGUUGGAGGAACCAACGGAGGAAUCGGAGGCUUGUUGUUGUCAAUGAAUUUGCAGGGCAGUACGAGGAGAGUUUUGAUGAUGUGAAAAUGCAAAUACUUAACUAUUUCACAUACAAAGCUGUGAAGACAGUUCUAAAUCAGCUUUAUGAGAUGAACCCUACCCAAUACAGAUGGUUUUAUAACUUUGUUGUAAAUCACAAGCCCAGGGAUGGGAAGCGUUUCAUCCGAACCCUUGUAAAGGAGAAACAGGAUUUGGCUGAGAGAGUGAUGAUAACAAGACUUCAUCUCUAUAACAAAUGGGUCAAGAGAUGUGAUCACGCUGAAAUAUACAAAGAGAUAUCAGGCGAGAACUUGGAGUUGAUGCGAGAGCGACUAAUGGAGACUGUAAUAUGGCCUUCAGACGACAAGAGCUUUUAGAAGAUUGGCUGACUAGGAGCUACUAGAUUAUUUCUUUUUCCUAAUUUCUUUUCCUUUAGUUACGUCGACCAAUCUGGCCAUGUCCUUAGUAGUCAAUUCUCAUUCAUAUUAUUUUUCAUCAACUAAGAAGAAUUCUUAUAUCCAAUAUUUAAAAGAUUGUCACUGUAAAUACUUUCAACCUCUUAUACAUGUUAAAAGUAUCGAUCUUAUUGAAUAUGUUUCUAU